Messenger RNA from Puma concolor (puma), 912 nucleotides. The record is from RefSeq and is a predicted model, not a curated record. NCBI's taxonomy places the organism in Eukaryota, Metazoa, Chordata, Mammalia, Carnivora, Felidae.
AUGGCAUCCGGGGAUUUCUGCUCACCUGGAGAAGGAAUGGAAAUACUCCAACAAGUGUGCAGCAAACAGCUUCCUCCUUGUAACCUGAGUGAAAAGGACCUGUUACAAAACCCACACUUCAGCAAGCUGCUGCUGAGUCUCGCACAACACGUAGACGAGAGUGGCUUAAGCCUCACCCUGGCAAAGGAGCAGGCUCAGGCAUGGAAGGAAGUUCGACUGCAUAAAACAGCAUGGUUGAGGUCUGAGAUUUUACAGAGAGUCAUUCAAGAGCUGCUUGUGGACUACUAUGUGAAGACACAAGACACAAAUUUAACUUCUGAGGACAAAAAGUUUCACGAGACCCUUGAACAGCGGCUACUCGUGACUGAACUGACGGGGCUGUUAGGGCCCAGCCGGGAGAAGGAAAUGCCUCCGCUGCUAGGGGUGGAGAAAGCCGACCUUCUGGAGCUCAUGCCCCCCUCAGAGGAUUUUGUGUGGAUGAGAGCUCGGCUCCCGCUGGAAGUAGAGGAGCAGCUCAAGAAGAAAUGUUUCACCCUGCUGUGCUACCAUGACCCCAAUUCAGAUUCAGACAGUGAAACCUUGAAGGCGGCAAAGGUGUGGAAACUGGCAGAAAUCCUGGUGGGUGAGAAGCAGCAAUGCCAGGAUGCCAAGAGCCAGCAGCAGGAGCAGAUGGUGCUGCUGGAGAAGAAGAGUGCCACCUACUCCCAGGUGCUUCUCCGCUGCCUAGCCUUGCUGCAGAGGCUUCUUCAAGAGCACCGGCUUAAGACUCAGUCUGAGCUGGACCGCAUCAAUGCUCAGUACCUAGAGAUCAAGUGCAGUGCCAUGAUCCUUAAGCUGAGGAUGGAGGAGCUAAAGAUCUUGUCUGACACUUACACUACUGAGAAAGUGGAAGUUCAUCGUCUCAUUAGGUAA